Molecule: messenger RNA, 1286 nt
Organism: Stylophora pistillata
Lineage: Eukaryota; Metazoa; Cnidaria; Anthozoa; Scleractinia; Pocilloporidae
Product: carboxypeptidase B
Biological process (GO): proteolysis
Molecular function (GO): zinc ion binding; metallocarboxypeptidase activity
Source: RefSeq, a predicted model, not a curated record
ACCAUGCACUGGGUCAUACCGUUGACGAUUUUGAUUUUUCAGCAAGCUUUGCUCGUGCAGAGUGAGAAGGUCAUCCGUCUAACUCCUCAGGUUGAAGCUCACCUUACAUUUUUGCGCGGACUGGACAAGCGUGAUGAUAUUGAGAUUGACUUUUGGAGAAGUCCAAGCUAUCUUUUCCAAGCAGUUGAUAUCGAGGUUUCAGAGAAAGACCUCCCAACCCUUUCCUCCAUUCUUAAAGACCAUGGUAUCGAUUUUGAAGUCCAGAUCAAUGAUGUGCAGAAACUGAUAGAAGAGGAACUUGAAACGGUUGGAGCAAGAAGUGGAGGAUGGCACAGUAGAUAUCACAACCUUGAAGAGAUUCACUCCAAAUUGAUUGAAUUUAGCGGACGCAUGGCAUUCGUCUUAUCUCUGGGAAAGUCACACGAAGGAAGACAAAUGCGGGCCAUAAAGAUAAAAGGAAGGUACCGUUAUAACAAGCCGGUGUUUUUCAUUCAGUGUGGAAUACAUGCUAGAGAGUGGGUCUCUCCGGCAACCUGUAUGUACAUGAUAGACCAGCUGACUCAGAAGUAUGGAAGAGAUCAAUCAGUGACGGCCCUUUUAGAUAAGAUGGAUUUCGUUAUAUUGCCAGUUCUUAAUGUUGAUGGAUACGCUUACACCUGGAUAAACCCGAGAGACAGAGGAUAUCGCCUUUGGAGGAAGAAUCGCCGUUACCAUCGUUCAUAUCGUUGCCAUGGCGUGGAUUUAAACAGAAACUGGGGUUAUGGUUGGGGAGGCACUGGAGCAAGUCACCGGCCUUGUGACACCACCUUUAGAGGCUCUACACCUUUCUCGGAGAUCGAAACCAUAAACGUUCGCAACUAUUUAAAAGGACUGGAAGGAAAACUGAAAGGUUUUAUCGAUUUCCAUGCCUACAGUCAGAUGUGGUUUAUACCCUGGGGAUACACUUCCAGAAGAACAACGGACCAUUGGGAACAGAUGAGAGUUGCCAAGGCUGCUUCAGAUGCUUUGAGAAGGGUACACGGCACAAGAUUUAAAUAUGGCUCAUCUGCAUCUCUGUUGUAUCCUGCAUCUGGAGGUUCGGAAGAUUGGACCUACGGAGAGCUUGGCGUGACCUACUCGUUUUCGGUGGAGUUACGUGACACAGGUCAUCACGGUUUCUUACUGCCAGCUGAUCAAAUCAUCCCAACCGGAGAAGAGACCUUUGAAGGGUUAAAAGCCUUGGUCAGAGAAAUGAGAGUUUAAUCAUUCGAGGCGGAUAAAAUUGUGUAACUUGUGUUUAUAAAAGG